AUUUAAUGGUUCGUUUGAUGGAUGACAUCCUUGCUUAGGACGGUCCAGCCAGUACUGUAUGACUCUCGGACUCUCACAGGACAUGGUUCUCACAAAAUCAUUAUCGAGUUUGCACACGCUCCCAGAGGAGAUAUUGUGUUACUUGUUCUCCUUCCUUCGCGCCCCAUCGAUCUUGAGCUGUACAUCAACGUGUCGCUACCUUCGCAAAGUCCUUGAUGACUCCUCUGCACUGCAGUAUGCGAUUGAACUCGAAGCACAAAAGAUGGUGGAGGUUGUUGCGCCAGACGCAAUGACAUCCCCCGCCGAACGCUUGGAGAUACUAAGAAACCAAAUGUGCUCCUGGCGAGCAUUUAAACCUACCAUCGUAGAUCAAUUUCUACAGCCAGGUGGCGAGGUAUCCAUGUCGUUCGGACAUCUAUCUACCUGGGAUGAUUAUCCCCAGAUCGCGCAAAUUCGUGCGCUGGAUUCAGGCUCUUCAGAGUCCCAGUCAUAUAGGCGUUGGAAUGCAGCCAGUUACCCAAUGCCAAAAGAUACUUCUUUCCGAGUCCACAACGUCUGCAUGGAUCCGUCACAAGAUUUGUUUGCGUUUGUGAUCCUGGAGCCGAACCACAUGGCAGAAAUUUCUUGCCGGAUUUACUUGGAGACCCUUAGCACAAGCGAGCCGCAUCCUUUGGCAGCCAGUGAGAUCCUGACCUCCUUCAAGCCACAUAUCUCAGCAAACUGCCACAUCGACGAGACAAAUAUAAAGCUCAAAAUCUGGGGAGAUCGUAUUGUGCUCUUCAACUUCUGCGAUGAAUAUUCUCACUGUCCUGCGAGAAUCCAGAUCUGGAACUGGCAAGAGAAACAGGACUUCAAGUGUAUCUAUCGGGAACCGGAACCAUAUGACAAGAUGGAUGACUGCUGUAUCGUGAACCGAGAUCACUUGAUCGUAUCAUCUAGAAUGAGCGGCCGCCUACCAUGCAGACUGAGCAUCUUCUCAUUUUCUGACCUUGGGAAACCCCCAGUCCGCAUAGCAGAGUGUGUCCUACCCUUUCAACCAGAAGCAACAUUUCUACGGCAUUCUUCAUUUGUAACUGUCAGCCCGGACAUCCGUCGUUCUAUGGCUUCUCAGGACAUACGCUUCUAUCCGGACGCUGAAAAUCAGCUCAUCGCUCUCAAUGUUGACGGUCCACCCAGCCUUGUCUUUAUCAUCGAUACAGAUCAACUCCUCACGGCUUGCCAAAGCGGCAUACAUACUGAGGGUCAGAGCCGCGUUUUGCCCUGGAAGGAAUGGGGUCCAACUUGUUCGCGAUGCAUUGUAGACCCCGUGCCUAACAACCUUUUCGUCCUGCGAUUAGACGUCGCCGGUGGUAGAGCAGUCCACGCCACCCCAAAUGAUGACGACUGCACAUCUUAUAGCCUGCGCACGUACGACUUCAACAAGUAUCGUAUUUCGCGUGCCGCAGCUUCUAAAGACUUUCGUGGCAGCAUUAUUACAGAACCAUCGACAGUCAAACACCGACAACUCGAUGAAGACAUUAUAACAAGCCUUCCUUACAUGGUGGUUGUGGCCGAGGAUAGCAUCGAGACGGCCACGAACAUGAUAGAUGUCACUUUCGAUGACGAAAACAUUUUGAUCAUCAAGAGCUCCGAGGGGGAUGAAAACGAAUUUGUGAUCGACGUUGCCAAGCCCUCCUCUAUGGCUGCAUGAGGAAAAUAGGAUGUACAUGGAAUUGUAGGAUUUAUGUCGUUAAAAAGAUUGCGACCUGCGUCGAACUGAUAUUGGAUGUCAUGUUAUUGAGAUUGGUUUACUCCUGUACAUCCAGCAUAUUCUGCACAAUAAAUUCUGAGUUGUUCAGAGUCCCA
Messenger RNA from Suillus fuscotomentosus, 1845 nucleotides. RefSeq lists its product as uncharacterized. The transcript has 4 exons. Lineage: Eukaryota; Fungi; Basidiomycota; Agaricomycetes; Boletales; Suillaceae. The coding region runs from base 59 to 1690 and encodes 543 amino acids. The record is from RefSeq and is a predicted model, not a curated record. Gene Ontology annotation, molecular function: protein binding.